AUGACAAAAGGACUCCAGCCGCGCUGGUCGGUUGACCGGGGGCGCCAAGAAGCAGAGAAAGGGCGCAAUUUCGUUCGUCUGCUCCGAGGCUCGGCGGCGGCGGCGGCGAUGGAGCCUAAUCUCCGGGCGGAGCGGGGAAAGGGCUGGAAGAGGAGGGACGGCGGGAUGAGGCCGGGCUCCCUUGUUGCCAUGCUGGUGUGUGCCAAGGUAAAGGCGCCACCUCUGGCGCUCAAACUGCAGCCGGCCCGCCUCCCCUCGGCUCUCUCUCUUCCCCUGAGAGAAGGCCGCGCUCCCCAACCGCGGCCAGACCGCUCCAAGCCAAGCGAUCAGGCGACGCGUUCUCUGGGUGGGCGAGUCGCCAUGCAAAAGCGCGACAGCGGAGCCGGCGGUGGCGGCGUCAGGCAAGCCUGUGGCAGCCUCUGUCCCAACAGGGUGCAAGAUUUGGCCGGCAGGUUGGGCAAAAAGACGGGCAAAGUAGAGAGAAAGGUGCCACGGAAGAUCUUGCAUCCCAGAAGCUGCCCCAUAAUUAUUCAUAACGACCCAUCUCCGGACUCAAUAGAGGCUGCCUUUGCUACCAUCGAUUGGCAAGAUUUAGCGGACUGCACCUCAGCCUUUCAGCGGGAAGCUUCUACAGACGCCGCUCUUCAGCAGAUAAUAUUUGGAUGGGAGAUCAUUAGAAGAUUCCAAAGCCAAAACCGGUGUAUAGCAGCGAAUACCUCCAUAGGUAUUCCCUUGCCCUUAACGGCCGUGACAGUCCAACAUCAGCCUUCUUUUCCUUUGGCAGCAAUGUUAGUGCGAGCUUGUUCCCUUCGCUGCCUGGGGUGGCCAGUGGAUUUGCAGAGCCCUUCCUUGCAACCCGAGGACGACUUUGAUUUCCAGGAGUUUCGAGAUGCCGUGGAUAACUUCUUAUCUGAUCCUUCCCCUCUGAUGGCUCCUCUGUUGGAUUUUCCUUUCCCUGGAGAUAAUGGAAGCCCCCCCAGUCCCUGCCUCCAGAAACCUAUUCAAAUCGAUCCAAACCUAGAGAGUUUCUCGUCCACUGAGCAAUACUGGAAAGAAUUGGCAGAUCAAAAUCAAAAGGCGCUGGGGGAUGCACUUGUGGAAAAUAAUCAGCUACAAGAGACAUUGACCCAAAAGCAAGAAGAAAUUGCUUCUCUGAAGGAGAGAAAUAUCCAGCUGAAAGAAUUAGCCAGCCAAGCUAAACAGCUUGCUUCUGUGCUAGAUAAAUUGAUGCUCCCUCAGAGCAAAGACAAUGCUGACCUUUCCCUCAGCUGUGGCCCCGGCAAGAGAAGCCUUGAGCAGAUGUCAGUUCCUGAGCCUGAGGAGGACAUGGAAGUGGAUGAAAUCUUAAGGGAAAUAUCGGAAAAAUGCAAUGCAGCCCUGCAGUCCAUUGAUGACGACAGAGGCCCAAAGCGUCCUCGUGGAGAGAAUGAAGCCAUCCACAUGUACGGAGCUUUCCAUGGGCUGCAGACGUGCAGCACUCAUAGUUCCCUGGACUUAAGUGGCAGUGAAUUUGAGGAAGGGGUGUCCUUCAAGACGUCCAUCAAAGAGCACUGUAACAUUAGGACACUGGCCUUUCCACAAGGCAAUGCUUUUACUGUUAGGACAGCCACUGGGGGCUACAAGUUUAGAUGGGUCCCCAGCUGAUUGAAGAGGGAAGCAAUCAGCUAACUACACUUGCCAAAAUCCUAUUCAUGCUCACUUAUAAAGUAGUGCGGUGUGUUAUAGACGGCUCACAGAAGUCAAGAAAAAUUCAUUGGAAAAAAAACCAAAUCCUGUUAGGAUUGUCCAUGCAGGAGGAUCAAAAAAAGUGGCCUUGAUGGUGGGACUGAAACUCUGCUUUAUUUUAUGCACUAAAAAGGGGUGGCAUGUCAAUUGUAUGGAGGCAUAUUAUCCCCUCUCCCACUGCAAGGAUAUUUACGGUGCUAUUCUAUCACCUACCUGGUCUCAAUACUUGAAUUACCUAAAUGAUCCAAGGUCAAAACCGAUUAGAUAUACUUUAGCAAUAGCUGCUUGAUUUUUUUUUUUUAAUUGCUGACUGGCAAUGCCAAUCAAAGUUGGCUUCCGUAGCAUAGUUUUGUUUGAUGAUGUCGGAUUACUCCCUCUACCUCCACACGAUCAUCAUUGUUCUUUUCUUCAAGCACCUCAGAAGAGCAACUUCUUCUAAAGCUGCAUCUCGUGUCUUUUUGUCUUCUAGCUAGAGUAGCUUCUCUCUUCUCACUGCUUUCUGCUGUUUUUUUUACUUUACCUUACAGAUGCCUGGAGGUUUAUUUCUCAUACUGCUUCAGAAGAUUUUGUCCCUAGAGACAUCUAACAAUGCCAGUGCAAGAGAUUUCCUCUCUGGAAAGAGCUCCUGAUUUUGCACAAGUGUUUCACAGAAUGGAUAUUUAGGCUUAUUGACUGAAAUACUUUUAAGCAGAGGUGGUAUUCAGCAGGUUCUGACCAGUUCUGGAGAACCGGUAGUGGAAAUUUGGAGUAGUUCAGAGAACCGGUAAAUACCACCUCUGACUGGCCCCGCCUCAUCUAUUCUCUGCCUCCUGGGUCCCAGCUGAUUGGGAGGAAAUGGGGAUUUUGCAGUAUCCUUCCCCUGGAGUGGAGUGAGAAUGGAGAUUUUACAUUAUCCUUCCCCUGCCACGCCCACAAAGCCAUGCCCGCAGAACUGGUAGUAAAAAUUUUUUGAAUCCCACCAGUGGUUUUAAGGCUAAUUUGUAGAGUUAGCUGCCAAAUAUAUGGUAUACCCGUACAAAGUUUCAAAGUUCAAGUGAAGCAUCCUUCCAUCAUUUGAUGAUUAGGUAGCUUCACAAAUCCAAUAAAUAAAUCCCUUUGAUGUAGUUGCUUGCUGAUUUUUGAUGGUCUUCUCUGCACACACGUAUAUGUGCACAAAAAAUGAAAAGCAUAAAUGUUUAGAAGUAGCUGGGCAAAGUUGAAUAGUCCAUCUGAAGAUUUGAAUGCUUUCCUUGAUGGUGAUUGCCAUCAAGGUAGAUUUGCAAAGCAAAACAACACCUCCUCACAUAAUUCCACGUAGUGUAUGAUAAUUCAUUCCAUGGCACAUUUUUCAAUCCCACAUUAUAGAAAUAUUUGCUGUACUGAUGUACACAACCCUUUUGUUUUCUUCAAACACUACUUGAAUGGACCCAACCUUUUCUCCUGAUAGGGAGAAUAUCUUUUUUUCAAGUAAUCAUCUCUCUGUUUAUCAAGGUUAUAAUGUUCAUAGGUUUGACUAAGGAGAGAGGGAUUUUCAGGAAAAUUACCUAUGAAGGGCAGUAUAAAUGAAAUUUUCAAGUGGAUAGUGAGAGAAGUGUGACAUUAUGUAUAGGAAAAAAAUCCAGAAAUCUUGACAGUUGUUGCUGUUGUAGAUUCCACCAGAAGUUCUAGGUAGGUUUAUAGACUCAAACAAUCUAGAUUAACCAUCAUCAUCAUUGUCAUCAUCAUUAUUUGCUAUGGGCUUAAAUCAAUGGUGGAAUUCAAAUUUCUUUAUUACCGGUUCUGUGGGCGUGGCUUG
Molecule: messenger RNA, 3499 nt
Organism: Pantherophis guttatus
Lineage: Eukaryota; Metazoa; Chordata; Lepidosauria; Squamata; Colubridae
Gene: MCIDAS
Product: multiciliate differentiation and DNA synthesis associated cell cycle protein
Biological process (GO): negative regulation of cell cycle; negative regulation of DNA replication
Cellular component (GO): nucleus
Source: RefSeq, a predicted model, not a curated record